ACCAAGGUCCUGCAUAAUUCGAUUUUUCCGUGUCAAGAAUCGAAUAAAUACGCUGGCGUCACUGUGGAGGAGCAUAUUCUUUCAGCGAUAGUUCAAGUGACUACAACACAAAAAUCAACAUGCGCACUUUCAGUCAUAUCAUGCUUGUCGGAGCUGUGGUGCUCUUGAGUCAUUUCAAAGGCUCUGACUCCUUCACUCUCGACCGCAAUGUUGUUGACGCAGACGAUUCUCUUGAGGCUACAACGGAUUCUCUGGAGACUAGCACAGAUAGCGGCUUAGAUAAUAGUCUGGAACACAUCAAUCAAACCUCGACCGAAGACAAUUCGCUGGAAGCCAAGAAAGUGAAGCGCAAUGUCCAGCCUACAGUUGCUGUCGUCGGCGACUACGAUUAUUUUUAUCAGGAUUCGAUCGAAUCGACCACCGUCGACGACGUCUCGCUGGAGGACAUUCUUGAAGCCGGACUGAUGGGCCAGCAGCCGCAAACCACCGUCGCUCCUAACCUCAUUCAGGUUGCUACGACGCCCGAUGAUGAUCUUUACGACGACUUGGUCAACAGCACGGAGGAUCUUCUCGACAGCCCAAACGACACCUCGUUGGAAACUAACGACGCUAAACCCGUUGCUGCUGCUCCCGCUUUGCCAUCGCUGUCGAUUUUGAACCACCUGCCCGUCAUCGGAGUCUUCUCUCAUCCGGCUGACGACGAUUUGUACUUUGUCAAGCAGUAUAUGGGCGAUUAUUACUUUUGGGAAAUGGGUGACGAUUAUGCCAGGAAUUAUUUCGCGCAAACGGUCAAAGACACGACGACAUUUGAUUUCUUCGAGACGCCAAUCAAGGUGAAUGCCGACCAAUUUACUCAAUUUACACCCGUGAGAUCUCUGCCGGCUGCAUUUUAAAACCUUAAGUCAUCUCUCUACCUGAUUCGGUGGCGAAUGAAUUCGUUGUACAAAAAAAUGUCAAAUUCUGUGUUGUUAUUACCUGUUUGUACAAAAUUGUUUCUGUUUACUAUUAUACACUUGGUUUUCUUUUUUAUCAAA
Daphnia pulex (common water flea) is the source of this 1034-nucleotide messenger RNA. RefSeq lists its product as uncharacterized. The transcript has 2 exons. The record is from RefSeq and is a predicted model, not a curated record. The coding region runs from base 120 to 893 and encodes 257 amino acids. NCBI's taxonomy places the organism in Eukaryota, Metazoa, Arthropoda, Branchiopoda, Diplostraca, Daphniidae.